AUGCCUGCUGCCAGGCCCGCUGCGCGAGCAGGUCGUGCGCGACUUCAAGCAGGCCUCCCGAGAUCUGGGCGGCGUGUUGGCCGCGCUGGGGGACGAGCUGAGCGCCUUGAGAGCCAAGCUGAGUCGGGCAGUGCGCAGGAGGCCGCUGGCGCCCGUGGCCGCCCUGAGCGACCCCGCCCCGGAGGCCCCCGGCUGGCUCCAGCGGGCGCUGCUGGAGGCCCGUCGGGCGCGCGAGGAGCUGCAGGGCGGCCUCGACGCGGCCACGGCCCGGGCGAGCGGGCGGCCAGCCUCGCGAGCGCCGCCGGCGCGGGCAUGAGCGCGAAGAGCUCGGCGGCCGAGGUGUCAGGGCAGAGCUCGGUGCAGCAGGUGGAGGUCUUCAUGGCGCUUGUCGAGCAGCAGUGGUCCCAGAAGGAGCGAACGUUGCUGCAGGAGCUGUGCGCCAAUUUGCGGCAGCCGAAAGGUGCACUGAGCAUCCAUUACGGACAGACAGGAGGCAUGGGCGAAGCUCCUGUGGAAGCAGAAGCGCUAACGCUCAGGACGCUCGCAGAGGUGUGCUCUUGUGCACAGGAGAAGUACGGCAGCAAGCCGCUGAACGCAGAGCUUCAGGUGCACCUGUUGUCGAUCUGCUGCUGGGUGGUGUACACCAUGCAGGACGUCGACAUCGACAGGCUGUUCGGCUUCCCCGACUGUCCAGUCCUCCCCCCCGGCAUGGAGGAACCUGCGCUGCGGGACGCCGUGUACAACGAGUACCGUGCCCGCAUCAAAGGCGGCCGGUGCCCGCAGAUGUUCUCCGCGGCCAACUGGGCGGCCCGCGUCUGUUUCGACAAGGGCGGAGACGUCAGCACGGAGGCUGGCAGGGACGCGCUCGCAGGAGUGCAGACGUGGGUCAAGUGGCUGUGCUUUCUCGGAGCCUCGGCCAGGGAUCUCGAGGAGCCAGUCACGGUCACCAGGGGCCUGUGCGGGCUCCCCGAGCAGCUGGUGGACGAUUUCCGGUGCACGCGGGCGGGGGACUGCAUCUUCUGGGCGGCCCCGUCCAGCACCACGGACGACGCCAGGAUCUCUGACAGCUACUGCAACCAGCAGGAGCCGAAGGAGCGCAACGUGCUCUUCACCAUCUCUGGCGUGACGCGGGCCUUUCCCAUGUUCGAGCUGAGCCAGUAUCCUGAUGAGCGCGAGUGGCUCCUGCCACCGUUCUGCAAUCUCCGGGUGGAUCGGGUGGUCGAUGGCGCCCCUGUGCAGGUCGAGUGCACGUUCGUGGGCUGCAUGAUGUCAGGCCCCCUGUGCGAGAAGGUCGUGCGCGACUUCAAGCAGGCUUCCCGGGACCUGGGCAGAGUGCUGUCCACCAUGGAGGAGGAGCUCAGCGCCCAGAAGAAGCAGCUCGAGCAAACGAGGCGCAGGGGCCUCGUCUGCACGCGGGCGGUCUUCCGCGCAGGCCUCCUCCUCCUGGCGCGGCGCCCCCCCGGGGGCGGCGCCUCGCCCCUGGAGCACCUCCUGCGCGACUUCCGCGCCCGCGCGCGGCCGCCACCGCGCGGGGCGCCCCCGCGGCCCUCGGCGCUGCCGCAGGCAGCGGCCACGGCUCGGGCCGGGGGCGUGGCGGCGAGCCUGGAGAGCGCCGUGGGCGCGAGCCUGGGCGCCAAGAGCUCCGCGGCCGAGGUGUCGGGCGGUUGCUCGCGGCAGCAGGUGGACAGCUUCAUGGAGCUCGUCCAGCGGCAGUGGGAGCAGAAGGAUCUCACCCUGCUGCAGGAGCUGUGCGGCAGCCUGCGGCAGCCGAAGGCCGCGCGGGGCAUGCUGGGCAGGCAGGCCGACAGCACGGGCGCAGCUCCUGUGGAAGCGGAGGCGGUGACGCCAAGGACGCUCGCAGAGGUGUGCAGCUGCGUGCGGGAGAGGUACGCUCGCAAGCCGCUCAACGAGCAGUUGCAGGGGCACCUGCUGUCGACAUGCUGCUGGGCCCUGUGCACCAUGCAGGACGGAGACAUCGACAGGCUGUUCGGCUUCCUGGACUGCCCGACCCUACCCCCUGGCAUGAAGGAGCCCGCGCUGCGGGAUGCCGCAUACAACGAGUACCGCGCCCGCUGCAAAGGGGACCGGUGCCCGCACAUGUUUUCCGUGGCUAACUGGGCGGCCCGCGUUUGUUUCGACAAGGGCGGGGACGUCAGCACGGAGGCUGGCAGGGACGCGCUGGCUGGAUUGCAGAAGUGGAUCAAGUGGCUUUGUUUUCUUGGAGCCUCGGCCAGGGACCUCGAGGAGCCAGUCACGGUCACCAGGGGCCUGUGCGGACUCCCCGAGCAGCUGGUGGACGAUCUCCGGCGCAAGCAGGCGGGGGACUGCAUCUUCUGGGCGGCCCCCUCCAGCACCACGGACGACGUCAGAAUCUCAGACGACUACUGCAGCCAGCAGACGCCGAGGGAGCGCAACGUGCUCUUCACCAUCUCCGGCGUGACGCAGGCCUUUCCCAUGUUCGAGCUGAGCCAGUAUCCCCAGGAGCGCGAGUGGCUUCUGCCACCCUUCUGCGAGCUCUGGGUGAACCGCGUCUUCGACGGCGCACCGCUGCGCGUCGAGUGCACGUUCGUGGGGUGCAUGCUGCCCGCGGCGCUGCGCGAGCGGGCGGUGCGCGACCUCGAGAAGGCCUCCCAGGACCUGUGCGCGGCGCUGGACACGGAGGAGGAGGAGGAGCUCAGCGCCCUCGGGCGGCGCCUGGCAGAGGCCCGGCGGCGCUCGGUGCAGGAGGCUCCGCCCCUGCCGGUGCGGCGCGCUCAGCCCCGGCCGCUGCACGCGCGGGACCUCGUCGGCGGGCCCCCGGCGGCGGGGCAGGGCGCGGCGGAGGGCGCCCGGGAGCGGCCGGAGGAGCUGGCGCGCACCUGGCGCCCGGCGAGCCAGGAAGACCAGCACCAGGGCGAGCCGGAGUUGGAUGAGGACCUGGAGAGCGAGCCGGAGGCCGAGGAGCCGAUGGAGGUGCGGCUGUCGGCCAGCGGCCCGCCCAUGCACGUCUACCGGCCGACGUCUGCCUCGCGGGUCCGCCACUCGCGCCGCUCGGGCAGCUGA
Molecule: messenger RNA, 3042 nt
Organism: Prorocentrum cordatum
Lineage: Eukaryota; Dinophyceae; Prorocentrales; Prorocentraceae
Source: the annotation of a GenBank genome assembly